This is a messenger RNA of Phaeodactylum tricornutum CCAP 1055/1, 2223 nucleotides long. RefSeq lists its product with no specific name. Gene Ontology annotation, molecular function: calcium-activated cation channel activity. NCBI's taxonomy places the organism in Eukaryota, Bacillariophyta, Bacillariophyceae, Surirellales, Neidiaceae. The record is from RefSeq and is a predicted model, not a curated record. The transcript is spliced from 3 exons. Gene Ontology annotation, cellular component: plasma membrane. The coding region runs from base 1 to 2223 and encodes 740 amino acids.
AUGACGGAAGAUGCCGGAGCCGGCACGAUUGCGUUCCUGCAGCGUUCGCUACAAGCGAACAACUCGACGGAUUCCACCGAGGAGGCAGCCUCGUACAACGACGGCAGCGUGUUGCGCGAUACCUUUACGGUGUACGGGUCGAUUUUGCUCGUAAUCUUCAUCGCAUUUUGCUGGUUGCGGCGCAAGUAUCCACGAGCGUACAACGUCCGAAAUUGGGUCGAAGAUAUUAAGACCCCGCUCGCCAAAGACCAGUUCGGUUUCUUUUCGUGGAUUUGGGAGAUUUCCACCAUUACCGAAGACGAGAUCAUGGACGAAUGCGGCUUGGACGCCUUGUGUUUCGUCCGGAUCCUUAGCAUGGGCUACCGCAUCAGCUUAAUGGGUGUCUUCAACGCCAUCUGGCUCAUGCCCGUUUACGCCACGGCUGACGUAUCGGACGACACCCGCGGUAUUGUGGACCGCAUUGUCGAAGUCUCCAUUGCUCAUGUUCCUGCGUCGUCGCCCCGACUCGUAGCAACGGCUUUGGCUGCCUGGAUCGUCUUUGGCUACACCAUGUACCUCAUUUUACAGGAAUUCGAAUGGUUCAUCGACAAGCGUCACAAAUUCCUCGCCAAACCUCGACCCCAGAACUACACUGUCUACGUCCGAAACAUUCCCAUCGAAUACCGCACGGACUCGGGCUUGGAAGACUUCUUUCGGCAGUGCUUUCAGUACGAGUCGGUCCUCGAAGCCAACGUGCGCCUCCGGACACCCAAUCUUGCCAAGCUCGUGGCGCAACGAAGCGUGCUCAUCGCCAACCUCGAGCACGCCAUUGCGAUUGAAGACAUUACCGGAGAGGCGCCGCAGCGAUCAGCUUCACUCAAAUCCUCCCUCAUGAUUAUGGGCGGGGAAAAGGUCAACGCCAUUGAGGCUUUCGCCGAAGAACUCAAAGCACUCAAUGCGGAUAUCAAAGCACGUAUUGAAGAGCUCGAAACCAAAAAAUUGUCCCAACUGUUCAUGCAAGAUGUGGAACAACAGAGUUUGGCGACCUUGGGACACUCGGUGGCCGGGCGCGGCGAUUCAAUGUAUGGAGCAGGCGACAAUGUGAACGCGGAGGAGUGCGCGUCCUUGACACCUAGUGCCCUGGCGGUUGUACCGCGUCCCAACGGAUAUGGUACCGAAAUCUCCAACGUAGAAACUGCCAUUUACAACGACGUUAUUGUAGAGGAGGAAGACGACGAUGGAGACUUGUCGACUCUGGCCAGUCGUCAGAACGUGACCAACCACAGCAGCUCAUCGAAGUCGAUUCUGGAUGCCAAAAAGUCGAUCAAGCAGUCAGUCCACCUUUUUAAAAAGGCCGCCAAUGCGGUCAAAGACUCGGCUGUGGCGGUAGGAGAAAACGCCGCCCACAUGUUGCAAACGAACGCCGACGGUGAGAGUUACGAAGCAGGUUUUUUAACUUUUACCAAUCUACGAACAGCACAAGCGGCUUUACAGAUGCUACAUCACAGCAAGCCGUUUUCGAUUGAAGUGCAAGAGGCUCCGGAUCCGCAGGACGUCUUUUGGUUCAAUGUAGGACGCACGCACAAAGAAUUGCAGAUGGGAAAUUUGUUGUCGUUGGCAGCCACGACUGCCUUGUGUCUUCUUUGGACGAUUCCCAUGAGUUUCAUUGCUUCACUGUCCACGAUUGAUGCUCUCCGCUCGGAAUUUGAUUUUAUUGACAGCUUGCUGGAUGAUGCCCCCUUUUUGGUUCCCGUGUUUGAGAUUGGAGCGCCCUUGUUGGUCGUGGUGGUCAACGCGUUGUUACCCGUGAUCCUACAAGUCUUCUCCAUGAUGGAGGGCCCUGUGUCUGGGGCAGUUGUGGAAGCUUCGCUCUUUUCUAAGCUUGCAGCCUUUAUGAUUAUCCAAACCUUUUUCGUCAGUGCAAUUUCUGGUGGACUCAUGCAGCAACUCUCCGAGAUGAUAAAUGAUUAUACCCUAAUUAUUGAUUUGCUGGCAACCUCCUUGCCCGCUCAAGCAACCUAUUUCAUUCAAAUUAUCUUUGUGACUACGGUUUUUUCUUGCGGUAUGGAAAUCUUGCGAGUCAUCCCGGUAAUUAAAGCAGCAUUGCGAAAGUGCAUCGGACCUCGCUUGACCAAAAGAGAGCGUCAAAAAGCAUUUAUGGGUUUGCAACCUCUGGGCGACCCGCUAGAUUUUGAAUUUGCGGAUUUUUCUUCGAACAUGGUAAGCUCCUCACGUCCAAAGUAG